GUUGCAAAAGUCUUGUCGAGUCUUAGGGAUAGUGUGAGCUGUUUCAAAUAGGAGUGAAAUUGUGUAUUGUUAAUCGGUAUCAUCGGAAAAAAUGGAUAUAAGACCUAACCAUACUAUUUAUAUCAACAACCUUAAUGAAAAAGUCAACAAAGAAGAGCUGAAGAAGUCCCUGUAUGCCAUUUUUUCACAGUUUGGACAAAUACUGAAUAUUGUUGCUAUGAAGACUCUUAAAAUGCGUGGGCAGGCCUUUGUCAUCUUUAAGGAUAUUAAUAGUGCAACCAAUGCUCUGAGAUCAAUGCAUGGAUUCCCCUUCUACGACAAACCAAUGAGGAUACAGUAUGCAAAAACAGAUUCAGAAAUUAUUGCCAAAAUGAAAGGAACAUACGUAGAGCGUCCAAAGAAACCAAAGGAGACUGAGGUAAAGAAGGGUAAGAAGAAAGUAGCCAGAGAGCCUCCUAAGCCUCAGCCACCUAGUCACCAGCCAGUGGGGAUAACUACAGGAUUCUCAAAUCAGAACCCUCCAAAUGUAGCUCCAGCUGCACAACAACCAGUAGCCCUGGCACCUGAAAUGCAGCCACCAAACCAGAUUCUGUUCCUUACAAACUUACCUGAAGAAACCAAUGACAUGAUGCUCUCUAUGUUGUUCAAUCAGUAAGUUUAUUUCUAUCUUUUGUU
Molecule: messenger RNA, 675 nt
Organism: Limulus polyphemus (Atlantic horseshoe crab)
Lineage: Eukaryota; Metazoa; Arthropoda; Merostomata; Xiphosura; Limulidae
Product: U1 small nuclear ribonucleoprotein A-like
Exons: 5
Coding region: 92-655 (187 amino acids)
Biological process (GO): mRNA splicing, via spliceosome
Cellular component (GO): U12-type spliceosomal complex
Molecular function (GO): pre-mRNA intronic binding; U12 snRNA binding
Source: RefSeq, a predicted model, not a curated record